GAUGAUUGAAACUCCCGCGGCCCCUCUCAGCCAAUGAGAUCCUCCGGAGCCCCGAGCAGCGCGGGGUUUAGAUGAAGGGGGAGGAGCGCGAGAGACAUCCUCUGCAAGAAACUGUCAACCUUCAGCAUGUGCAGAGCUCCCCGAGUUUCAGACCAGGAAAGCCUCAAGCCAUUUGCCCAAAUCCAACUAUCCAGGCAGUGGAAGGUGAUACAGUCACUCUACAAUGUCAUCUGAAUCCCCCGCACAACGUGGUGGAUUACGCUCUUGAUUGGACAAGAGAUGACCUCAACAAAGGGGUGUACUCUUAUCGAGGCAAGCAGGAAAAUCCAAAUGACUGGAUGGAUCAAUACAAAGGCAGGUCGACUCUCCACCUUGAAGACCUGAGCAGAGGCAUCCUGACUCUGCAGAUCUCCUCAGUACAGCUGGCUGACAGCGGACCGUACAAGUGUUUUAUCUCAAGACUGUUGACCAGCUGUGUUGUUAAUGUCACUGUUGAAACGAAGGGAAAAGACCAACAGAACGAGACAAAGAGAAAUGAAUCCAGCACAACUGGACCUCCAGACGAUCACAAUGCUGCAGAGAUGGAGGCAGUCUGGAAAACUCUCAUUCCCAUCCUUGUUGUUGCUGCUGCUGGCGGCAGCGUUUUGUUUAUCCUGGUGAAACGUGGAAAGAUCAAAAUUUGCAAGAAGACGCUCCGAAGAGCGAACUUCAAAAUGGAAAACUUGAGGACCGGAGCAAUAGAGAGGGAUGAAGACUGAGACCAAUAACUUGUUUUGCUCAACAAACAUCAAGUUAAAUGUUGUUUAUGGAACGUAAUAUCUCAAACCAAACGUCUCUGACUACGCUUAUAUUCUCUCUCUAUAUGUCUAAUAGCCUUACUUCUGGGGACUGAUGAUGAUUAAGUUUAGAGGGAAGAGGGACUGCGCCAAAAUCGUGGAAAUACAUUCACAGCAGCGACCAUAUUUGCAGCAAUUCC
Micropterus salmoides (largemouth bass) is the source of this 976-nucleotide messenger RNA. Its product is annotated as butyrophilin subfamily 2 member A1-like. NCBI's taxonomy places the organism in Eukaryota, Metazoa, Chordata, Actinopteri, Centrarchiformes, Centrarchidae. The coding region runs from base 72 to 758 and encodes 228 amino acids. The record is from RefSeq and is a predicted model, not a curated record. The transcript is spliced from 5 exons.